Molecule: messenger RNA, 2153 nt
Organism: Melitaea cinxia (Glanville fritillary)
Lineage: Eukaryota; Metazoa; Arthropoda; Insecta; Lepidoptera; Nymphalidae
Gene: Pus7
Product: pseudouridylate synthase 7 homolog
Exons: 11
Coding region: 1-2136 (711 amino acids)
Biological process (GO): pseudouridine synthesis
Cellular component (GO): nucleus
Molecular function (GO): pseudouridine synthase activity; RNA binding
Source: RefSeq, a predicted model, not a curated record
AUGAAUAGUAAUUGGAAUAAAAACCGAAUGCGUGGUGGUAAUAACAGAGGCCGUGGCUAUGGUCGAGGCAGAGGUUCUGGAGGGUUUUGGCCUCAAAGAGGUUUCCGUGGUUCGCGAGGUUAUCGUGGCGGAGGUGGCGAUAGAUCCAACUUCCAUGGUAACAAUUACAACCAUCAGUGGAAACCCCGGCCGAAACGUGAAGUACCUACAAAACGACUGUCGGAAAGAGAUAUCGGAGUCACCGAGUAUUUAAGUGAACAUGAAGGCUUUAAUGGAAUUAUUAAAUCCAGAUUUUCAGAUUUCCAAGUAUCUGAAAUUAGUGAGGAUGGGGAAGUAGCUAAAUUGACUGAUUUGUCGCCUCCCGAACCUCCUGCAGAUAGUGAGGUGUUAGAGGAUGAAGAUUUACUCACCAAGUACAACCUCGAGAUCCUGCCCAUGGAGACAUGGGAUAACAUCAAUAAAAUCUCAAUGGACACUAAUAAUUCUGCUGAGCCUGUUAAAAUAGAUGUGACAGGCAUGUCAAAGGAGGAUAGGACUAAGAUACACGAUACAGUCAAGAAGGCAUUUGGUGAGAGUAUUGUGGGCAGCACUGUUACUGAAAAUGAUAAGAAGUUUGUUGUCUUUGACAAGUAUAGGAAAGGAGUUCGCAUCGACACCCGAGUGAAGUGGGUGUGGUCGGGCGAGUACGUGCGCUUCGUGCUGUACAAGGAGAACUGCGACACCAUGGACGCCGCGCAGCGCCUCGCUGAGCGCCUGCGACUCAAUAUCCGUCCGUCAAUGGUGGGCUACGCGGGUACCAAGGACCGUCGCGCCAAGACGUCGCAGUGGUUCAGCCUGAGGAAGGUGGACCCGCGCAGGAUCGCCGCGGCUUGUAGGGAGCUGAGGGACAUCCGCGUCGGGAACUACCGCUUCAGCGACACCAACCUCAAGCUGGGCAUGCUGCAGGGGAACGUGUUCCGCAUCUGCCUUCGCAAUGUAACAGCCUCAGACGAGGUCAUCAAACAAGCGUGUGAGUUGUUACAAGAGAACGGGUUCAUCAACUACUAUGGACUGCAGAGGUUCGGCUCGCGGAUAGAGAUGCCUACCUACGAGGUGGGGAAGAGGCUGUUGCAAGGGAACUUGGAGGAGGCGAUAGAGGGUAUAUUAUCGGAGUUCGAAGGAGCUUUGGAGGCUUACCGUACUAAUGGACCCCAAGCUGCUCUGCCUUUCGUUCCCCGGUCAGUUCGGGCCUCGCGCUUGUUGGGAAUGUUAGUGCAGAGACCACGAGACCACCUCGCAGCUCUCGACCAGAUCCCCCGUAACGCUCGUCUCCUGUACAUCCACUCGUACCAGUCCCUGAUAUGGAACCUCGUGGUCUCAGAACGCUUGCGAAAGUUUCCUCGCAGUGCAGUGGCGGGCGAUCUCGUGCCCUUGGAGGAGAUUAACGAUGAUGAAAUCGAGGACGAAUCAGACGAUGAAGAAAAUCAAACAGAUCCUCAGACUGGAGACAAAUCCGACAACACCAAUACAAAUAAAACAGACGGUUCAAAAGCUGCAAAUAAAGUUAAAAAGGUUAUACCUGUGAAGGUUUUAACUCAAGAAGACAUUGAUAGUGGAAAUUAUACGUUAUCUGAUAUCGUGCUGCCUCUGCCCGGGAAUAGUGUCGUAUAUCCGCCCAAUAUGAAGGAUUACUAUCAAGAGUUACUUGAAAAAGAUGGACUGAAGAUGGAUUUGAGACACAAGUUCAAAAGCUAUCGCAUGUGUGGCGGCUACCGGCGCUGCGUGCUGCGCCCGCGCGAGCUGACGUGGUCGAGCGCGCGCUACGACGAGCCGCGCGCCGACCUGCUGCUGUCCGACCGCGACCGGCUCGAGGGCGUGGCGCGCACCGGGGCGGUGCCAGAUGGAAAAUACAAAGCUCUACUCCUCACGAUGUCCCUGCCUACAAGCUGUUACGCUACGAUGGCUCUCAGGGAACUACUCCGAGUAGACACGUCUAGUGACAGCCAGGCCCAACAAAAUAACUACCAUCAAAAUAACGGUAGCAAAGAAAACUUGGAUAAACAAAACGAUGACGCCAGUUCAGGAGUUAAGAGGAAGCCUGAUGGGGAUGUUAAUGAAGAUUGUGUAAAGAAAUCUAAGGAUAAUAAUGAUCAAUAAAUAAAUAAUAAUAUUAA